CCCACCCAGCACUAGAAUAGUUCAGCACAUAGGGUCUCGUGGGAGAAAAGAAAAUUGAAGAAGGGUUAGGGCUUGCAAUUUCUUCUCUGUCUCCGCCCUCCGCGCUCUUCUAUUCCUCACCCACCACUGCCACCGUGCUCCGUCGUACCACGCCACACUUACUGCCACCGUGCAUCACCACCGCGCACUGCCACGGUUCAGUUUUCGCUAUGUUGAAAGUGAAGAAGAGCAAAAGAGACACCCAUACUGGGGAAAAGAAGAAAAAGAGGAACAGGGAACGAAAUGUUGAUGCUGACAUUGAAGUUAAAGUGGAUGAUGGAAUUCAGGUUGCAGAGGCAAAGAAGGAUAAAGCUUCUAUCAACAAGAAAAGGAGGAAGAAUAACAAAAGUCUAGUUCGGAAAGAAGUUGAUUUGAAAGACGAUACAUUAUCAAUGGCAUCGGAUGGAGUAGUAGACAAUUGCCAUUCUAAAGCUGAGGUGAUCCAAGACUUGGAUGGGCACAGAGAUUCUGACACUAGAGCAGUUAUCAAACCCUGUAGGUCAAAGAAAGAUAAGAAAAAAAGAAGAAAGGAGGUUCAAAUUUCACAGGAAAAGGGAGAAGAGUUCAAACAAGAGGAAUUUUGUAUUAUUUCCUCUGGAGAUGAUGACUGCUCAAAGGGAAUGAAAAAAUGGAUCACAGAAUACCAUCAAAGUAGACCAGGAUUGGAUGUAUUGCAACGUCAAAUCGAUGAUUUUAUAACUGCUCAUGAGGCAAAAUUUGAAGAGGAAAGAAAAGAAAAAGAAGCCCUUGCUACAGAAGGGGGGUGGACGGUUGUUGUACACCAUAAGGGGAGAAAGAAAACUACAGACUCUGAAAGUGGAGUUGCUGUGGGCUCAGUUGCUCAAGCUGCUGUGGAGAAUAAAAUGACCAAAAAGAAACAUAAAGGAGUUGGUCUAGAUUUCUACCGCUUUCAAAAAAGAGAAGCACAGAGAAAUGAGCUCAUGACAUUGCAGAGCAAAUUUGAGGAGGACAAAAAACGUCUGCAGCAGAUGAGAGCUGCCAGGAAAUUUAGACCUUAUUAAACAAUGUUUUUGAUGAGAGCUGCCAGGAACGUUUACAGUAGUUUUUAUUUUGGUGGAUUUGGGGUGGUGUGGGCGGUGGUUAUGUAGUCUUGAGUUGGAUUUCUUAUAGCUCUCAAAUUAAGGAAGGUUAAUUUAUCGUUCCAAUUUUGCCAAAAAAGAAUUGUACAUUUAGUGUAUGUAAUAGUUAUUUUAAAUUGAGUUAUAUGACUUUGCAGGGUUGGAAAUGCUGAUCGACCCCUAAUUUCCGUUACUGUAAUUGGAUUUUGGUCGUUUUGGUAACAUCGUUUUAAACA
Cajanus cajan (pigeon pea) is the source of this 1354-nucleotide messenger RNA. RefSeq lists its product as uncharacterized. Gene Ontology annotation, cellular component: UTP-C complex; CURI complex. Lineage: Eukaryota; Viridiplantae; Streptophyta; Magnoliopsida; Fabales; Fabaceae. The record is from RefSeq and is a predicted model, not a curated record. Gene Ontology annotation, biological process: rRNA processing; ribosomal small subunit assembly.